AUGUCUACUUUAGCGGAGAUUACGGGAGUAGAACGCGACGAUCUAAAAAAGAAGUUCCAGCUGGAACCUCAAUUCCUCUAUGACCCAAAUCGUAGUGACAAUUUGGCAUUCAUGUCACCCUUGGUGCUUCUCAGGGACUCUGAGCUAAAACCGGGAGGAUAUCAAGAUCAUGGACCUAAGACAACCUUGGGGCGUAUUGCAAAGAACAUUUUAGAACCAGAGGGGCACAUGCUUUUCCAAGUACCAGAAGUGACUUAUCUACACCUGGGGUACGGGAAGAAAUCCGCGAAUAAAAAAGGAAAGAUGGCUAUAAAUGAGGUAGCAGCCAAAGACUGGAAAAGUUUCCUAAAUAUGUCUCGCUUUACCCGUCCCAUUGAGCGUACCUCUGAUGAAGAGGAGACCAUGGAGAUCGAUUUUCCAACUCCUGCAGACACCCAAGCGCUGGAAGUCGAAUCAACAGACGCUGGCUGCAGCGGUGACCCUCGUAUAAUUCAACCUUUCGAGAGUGGAUUGAAAAUACCAUUGAAAGGUCGGUACGUGUUAUUGUUUUCGAUACUUCUGAUUUUUUUUGAUAAGAAGAAGAAGAAGAGAGAGGAAGAUUCUACUAGAAACGAAGACAAGAUUGGGGCAAACAAGGUCUCUGAUUUCCUUCUUUUCUGGAUUAUUCCACAUCUACUUAAUUUUAACCAAAGAAAAGUGCAUGAGAUAAUUCAGCAUCACCGGAGUAAGGAAAGUGAAUUUCAUAACUUUGUAGAAAAGUCUGCCUCUGACAUUGUUAAAGAGUCGUUUGAAUCACCAGAAUUUUCUGAUGAUCUUCAAGAUGUCAUUGAAAAGAAAUACAGAGACUGUUAUGGGGAAAAGAUGGAUACAAAGUAUAAGUUGUUCAAAACCGAAGAUGGUAGCCCUAUCAUUGUUGUGCCAAAGAAUUACCAAGUAAAACAAAUGCCAGCUGCACUUGAAGAUAUUGGUAAAGACUGGCGCAAAAUUGGUGAUGUCACUCUUCUUGAUGACUUAAUGAAGAAAUUCAUCAAAGAUCCAGAAAUCCAGAGGGAUUUCUUUCUUUCCUUGCGAGACCUGAAACAUCGACAGGGUAUUGACUAUGCGAUAAUUCUACCAGAUGAGAAAACUUUCAGUGAACUUUUAAGUAGAGUCAGAGCUGAAAGUGCUCAAAUUCUUACUCAAGUAAAAGGUUGUGGAAGGAAACUCAUCGCUCCAAGAAUGGCACUGACCACAGAAACAAACAAACAUUUGACGGUGUGUUUUUCUUACUUCCAAGGUAAGGGAUUUCUCUUUGAUGUACACAAGUGAUAAACAUACAUAUAGAACCAUGAAAAACUUAUAAAAUCUGAAAGUCCCACAGAUAUUUAACACGCACAUUUGAACGAGGCUGAGCAUGAUAUCAAGAAUUAUGUAGGUCAAGGAGAGAGUUAUGUUGGAUAACAGCCUCUGAGAUCUACUUAAUUCUUCAUAUCAUACCAAAACGUCAGCUCAAUAAUAAAUUGUUUUAUUAUUCAUGCAAAAUGUUUUUAAGUUUUGUUUGGUUCACUCAUUGCAAAACAGCAGCUAAGCUGCCGUGUUGCUGCCUGAUUUUACAUUGGGCAAUAUUGUCCAUCAAAUUGAUUGUAUAUAUUACCUGUGUCUUCCAAAUAUGGUAAGAACCACCUCCGUUGAACCAAGCCUUCAAAAGAGAAACAUCAGCUGCCGAUUCUAGACCUAAUGCCAGAGCUGGCUCAAGCGAAGAUCUUUUUAAUGGUUGAUCUUACCGCAGCAUACUGGCACUGCAUGCUUGAUGACAAGUCCAGUCUCUUGUGUGGCCAUGACUACCUUCGCAACCCCCUUCGGAAGAUACGGGUGGACUCCCAAUUGGUCUAUCACAUGGUUCACACAGGCCUUCAAAAGUCCUUGAAAAUUGAAAAAUCGUUGGUUAUCCUUGAAAAGUCAUUGAAUUUUCCACAGAAGUCCUUGAAUAUUUUUGAAAGCUCCUUGAAUAAAAAAAUGUUCUGCUCAAAGGAGUGAUUGAAAGCUCAGCAAUACACAAAUUUUCCUUGGUGAUCAUGAAAGUGAUUUCAGUGUUCCUGGCAUAGUUCAUUUUCUGUUAUUUGAAGUACCCUUUUAACUGUGCCUUAAUGAAGGAAGAUAUCGCAAAAAAAUAAGCAAACCCUCCUCCACAUGCACAUUUUAAAGGUCUUUACUUCAUAUGUUAUUGGGGAAAAAAAGUCCUUGGAAAAUGAUUUUAGUCUUUGAAAAUUAUCUAUCUUACUCCUCUCUAGGAUAGACAUUAGUAAGGGCUGGCCGGCUGGGUGCAGACAGUUAUAGACACUGUGUCCAUGACUGACUGCAUGAAGUCAAUUUGACAAAUUAAAAGCCUUUAUGUGGAAUUUCGAGGUUACAUAAUAUAUAUUAUCUAUCAAAUUAACAUACAGUUUUCUCUUUAGGUAGAUUUUGCAUACUGUCACAUUAAAUUCACAGCAUCAUCAGCCUUUUUAUGCACAAUUAGUGUUCAAAAAUAAAUUAUAACUAUAAUUUUGAGGUUGGUUACACAUGUCCACAUUAUGUAUUCUUGAAUUUGUGGGAAGUUGACAAGAGAUUUACUGUGGAUUUGUAAUCAUAUGUAGUGAGGUCAGUUCUUUAUUGUACAACGUCUUGCUUUCCAAGCAUUCCCAAAUUCCUUUCUGUGAGACCUAUACACUCACUCGCGUUGUUGAUGUUGUUUCAGUAACGAUUUUAUUUUUGUUUAAACGAAUGGAAUAUUAGAAGAUAUUGUUUUUUAUUAACCCAUUCACCCCUGAACCACCAGUGCGGAAACAACUUUAUACCCUUGUACUGCUUGUGAUGUAAUCAGAAUGAUACAGUCAAGUCAGAAGCAAAAAAAAUGAGGGGGGAGAAGGGAAUUCAAAGUAAAAGGUAAAAGAUGAGACUAGAAACUAGAAAUUUCUACAAAUGCCCAAACUUCGAAAGCUGAUAUUUUGCAUCUGGAACAGAAGCCUGCUUUAUAAAACAAAGUAAGUUUCAGCAGUUUUGGUGGUUAAUGGCUUGAGUUUGACCAGAAAGUGGCUCGACUAGCAAUUUACGGCAAACUUCCCAGGAGCAUGUAUAUGGGUUAAGGAGGGGGACAUUGGGGGUUCCCAAUACUGCAAUACCGUUAAAAUAUUGGCACAUACCAAAAUACCGUGUCAAAAAUUGACAAAAUACCGAUACUGAUUUAUGAUUGGUCACAUUUACUUAAAGCUGUAUCCAUUUCAUGUGUUUGUUUACCUCAAGCAUGUAUGUACCAGAAAUCAACCUCAGACAUUGCGAGAAAACAAGAGAAGACCUUGGUCAAAAAGCCCGGUCAUUGGAUGCCCUUCCAAUUUCGUCAUAGAUUUUUUAAUCAUUUACCAUUAUUAAAGUAUAUAGUCUUAAAAAUUAUAUUAACUUUUAUUAACCUGUUUUCCUAACUGUUGGUCAGUAUUUGCACAUUGUAUUGACCUGUAUUAGACAGCAGGUGAAUGCAAAUAAAUGGUACCGCAAAAAUAACCAUGGAGGAUCUUCUUUUACCGAAUACCGUUAACCAAAAGGAUGAAAAACGGUAUACCAUAGGGCUAGAAGAUACUGCAAUACCCCACAUUAAAAUCAAAAUUACCGAAAACCACUUGCAAAAAAAAAGCUCAAUGCGACAAUACCGUAAAUAUAAACCCCCAUGUCCCCCUCAUAAAGAACAGUCAGAUGCAGUGUAAGGAAACCUAUCAUACAGUAGAAGCCACCAUUCAUUACCAGUAGCAAUAGUUCUCACUACAUCAGCCCCUGCGCCUUAGACGUUUGUUUUGAAAUGUUUAGUCUUCUAAUGUUCAAUACAUUAUCUCUUUAUUUCUAUGCUCUUAUAGGUACUUGUGACAUUUGACAAUAGUGAUUAGGGCUAAGCACUAACUCUAAAUGAUUAGCUUUCAUUUACUGUGAGGUUUGUCACUAUAAGUAUGUAAAAUGAAAACAUAACUUGCAGACGAAUUGACUGUGCAUGGUGUAGUGGUAUAAGAGGGUUUCGGUUUCUAGGACCCUGGGUUUGAAUUCUGAAAAUGCCACGUUCAAUCUCAUUUUUCAUAAAAUAAUUGAAGGACUUAGAAAUUUCAUGUAAGUGUGCACCUUAUAAGAAGGGAAGGUGGUUCUGGAGGAUGGAGUCUAUGUAAUGCUGACCGGUCAAUAACAUGUUUCCAGAAUUUCCCAAGACCGCCUUGCGCACAUGCUGAAAGAUUAGCAAGGACCACCUUGCGUGCCUACUUUAUUCAAAUCAAGAAGAUUUCGCAUUAUUACCAAUACAACAAAAUAAAAACGAUACUUCUAUCUAGCUAUGUGGGGUAAUUUAGGGUGCCUCCGCCCUCAGGUCUGCGGGGGCAAAAAUGGUGAACUGACGAUUAUGUCCUUAGCCUGUGAGCAAGCUCUCACUGUACAGCUAAAACGGUGUAGCCAUGAAUGCCUAAUUUAUUCUAACUAAUAUUUGCCUUUCCAGGAAGUGGUGCUGAUGUGGUGGCUGCCUUGUUUAGAGCUAUCGGAGCACAUUAUUUGGAUCAUUUUACCCUUGCCAUAUUGCAUGGACUGUGUUUGAAGUUUGGUGAUCCAGAGUGGGAGUUGAAAGUGGGAAGCCUGUACCCUGUCAAAAGUGCAAGAAAAAUCAAAUUCACACAGUAUUCCUUGAAUAUAAAGCAGAUGAAGGAGAUGAAACCACUUGACUUCUCUGAGGCCCAAGGCAGAUUUUGUGGAACUGAAUUUCCUGAAACAUAUGAAUCAUUUGAACAAGCAAUACGUGAGGACCUCCUCAAUAUAGGGGACAUCAUUUCAAAGGCCAACAAGACCCAAGAGGGUGUGUCAAUUGCAAGUGCUCCAAAGUUUGAGACAGGUGAAGAGUUUACCGUUGGCUAUUCCAUUGCUUGCCAAGAGGGAAGGCUAAGGGGCAUUCCCUCCGAAGUUGACAAGAGGUUGAAGAAAUUUAAAAUAAAAGCUGUGAAUUUGAAUGGGUGCCUGUUGUCAAGCCUUGCCAAAUGUGGCCGAAAAAGCAACAUUAGUGUUGUUUUAGCGAUAAAUGAUCAUUGUAAAAAGGAUGGCUGUUUGGUCCCAGUACGUCUUAAAGAUGCCAUAAGGAGAAUCAUAAUCUAUUUUGUCCAAGCUGUCAUAGUUGCUGGUCUUCCAGAAGGUGAGUCUCUUGGUUUUUGAGGUAAAUUUAUCUGGCCUCGGUUACUCAAAGGCUGGAUAGCGCUAUCCAAUGGAUAAAUCUCUUUCCAGUGGAUGGUGAAAUUAGUUUCCCCAAUACUUAUUUGCUGGAUCGUGAUUUAUCCAGUGUAUAGCGUAAUCCAACGUUUGAACAUACCUCAGGGCCUGUUCUAUAGUAAACUAUAUAAACAGCACAAUACAAAUUACAGCUGAUUGGCUGAAGCUACAAUGACUAACCCUAAACUAUGUGGUAGGUUUAAGCGUAAGAACAAAUUUUAUACAUACAACAAUGUAUUAUGUCAUGACUUACAGUGAAUUAUUAUAUAACAGAUUCAUGGUAAAAAUUAAGAGCAAAUUUUAGUCUGUUUAUCAGUAGAACUAGUACAGUUUGCCUUUUAGAAGAUACAUGUAAAUCAGCAUUUUUUGAGAAUUAAGCUGAGACCUCAGUCAUUCAGUUAAUGUUGCUCUGAUCUUUGUAAAAUUGGUUUUUACUUUACAUUCAUACCAAGGGUGAAAGCAGCAGACAUGCCAAGUGUCACGACUUUUGAGUCUCACAAUUUCACAGCCUAUAUCACGCUCUCAUGAUUUGUCAACUGAUUUCCCACUCUGUCUCGAAAAGACAAACUCCCAAAAAAUUUUAAUUUUAUAAUUAUUUUUUGUAGGGUUUGUUUCCAAGGUUAGAUAUCAAUAUACCGAUAAAUAUAGAUAGUGAGCUCAAUCCAAAGAAAACACUUAGCGGUUGCAUUUGAUUACAUAAUUUCUGCCAAGAUGGCCACUAACAAAACAACGGGCAAAACGUAGAAAUUACAAAACCCCUGAAUCGUAAAAAAAUGAUGUUCACUGCUCCAGUGUUAAAGUGAUAGAGUAGCUUCCAAUACCCAUAAUAUCCUCACUGGAAGUCCUUUCACUAGGAAAUUUGGGACAUCUCAUGACUUUUUAUCCAUUAAUAAUUAUUGUUAUGCACCUAUCAAUGUAAACCCGUGGGGGAGUGCAGGCAAGGGGGGGGGAUUUGACAAAUUUUAAAAUUUUUUGGUGAAAUUCCCCAGGGUGGGAAAAAAAAGGUCAAUCAAAAGUGUCAAAAAAGCACCCACCCACUAGCAUCUCUUAUUUUGAACAACAUAAUCACUCUAGGAAGAUUGACCGUGCUAUUAUAUUAAUGAAACGUAAAAUGCUUUAUAACAUCGGCUCAACAUGUCGGAAUAGGUCGGAUCAGUGGCCUGCAAAAAAUCCUCUGACUUUCAUGGUAGAAUUCGAUUUCAAUCGAGGUUUACAAUCAGAUGGGAACUUGAAGAUAAAAACUUUCUCAAAAUAGACAUUAUCUGUUUAGAUGACAGUGUAAAGUAUCGGAUUAUGGCGAUUAAAAGAAAUGAAAACUUCAUAACUUUCUCCAACAGCGUGACUUUCAGAAAGCCUCGAGGGACGGACUUGUUUACCGCUUCUGAAUUGAUACCAGGCUUCUAUCGGUCAAAGUCAAAUGUCCUGACCCCGGGGUCGCUUCGCACGAUCAAAAGCCCGACAGGGGGAUAGUCUUAGUCAUCAAAUCCCCUCCCCUUGCCCGCCUCCCCCCUGCCACGGGAUUUACAUUGAUAGUUGCAUUACUGCUUUUCCUGGUUCUAGGUUCAGAAUCUCGCAUUUUUUGCCUUUUGGGGGUUGGCAAGUCUUAAGCAGGGUUUAAAUAACACAUCUAGCAAGGAAAGGGCCAAGAGCAUGUGAUGAAAUUGCAUUGUAUUCAUUUCAUUCGUUCAUUUACAAUGUACGGUAAUAAUUACCGUACAACAAUUAUUGUUGUGUUCAAUUUUAUUGCACGUGGUCAAAUCCUUCCAUUAUGGCUGCACUGUAUACAGUUCAUGAUUGAUUUACUUGCAGGGCUCAGUGGUCCCCAGCACCUAACUUUUGCUCUAGGGCAACUAGAAAAUCUUAGUUCUUUCAUACAAAUCAUAAUUAUGCUGGGCUCCCUUCAGGCUGUUAUUUAAAUGCCCCGCAGUGGGUUCCUUGUCACUAGGUUUUCAAACCCAUGUUAGAAUUAUUUUACGUGUGGCAAACUAAUAAGCUUACCAGCUCAAUAGGAACCAUGAUCAAAGAGUUGACACUUCUACAAUAAUACAUAUUUUUAUAAUUUACAUUCAAAGGACUUCUUACAAAUCGUAAUUGAAAAUUUGAGGAUACACGGAUGGAAAAAAUCAAAAUAUCAUUUCACUGUAAAUUAUGUUACUUACUGUUUUCAUCUUUGGAUAUUGCGACUGAGGAGUUGAUAUACACCAAAGCUUCGGACUUCUUACAAAUGUAAACUUGCAUUUCUCAUCAGCUCCCUCGUAAGGGUACUCACUUUCUGCCUCAAGACCACCUCAAUUAUAAUGAACAGUGGUUACAUUUAUUAGAGCAGUUAACACUACCUGUGAAAUGAUAAUUAUUAAUUAGUUUUUGUCUUCACGAAAUAAGGAUAUUUUUAAGUCUACAAAAGCCAAAAUGUUAUAACGCAUUCUUUCUAGAUAGAAGUAGAAAAUAAGUUUUAGUUCCAAGGUGCAUCAUGCUAAAGAAACCGGAUAAGCUCCAGUGUAAGAAACCCUUGUAGAGCACCUAUACCCAGCAGUUGCUGGCAGUCAAUUUCCAUUUGAAAGUCAGUAUGUAUUCAUACAGUUCAUAGAAUUACCAAGUUUCACGAUUUGCUUGUAAGCAGUGGAAGGAAGUCCACCAUUACAGCCUUGGUCAACUUUAUCACAGUCAACAAGCUCUGAAAAAAAGUAAAGACUGACGGUUAACCUAAAGUAUGAAAAAGCGAAGGAAUAUAAACAGCGUGCAAAGAAAGUAGUGUCCCGUAGCCGGGGGCUAGUGGAUUUUGCUAUCAGGCUAGUGAAUUCUGUUUUUAAUUUGCCCAACAGGCAAGUAAUGUGGAUUAGUCCAAAAGAAUGCUGGCUUUUUCAUACGUGCCACGCAUGCAUAGUAGCAACCUGGAGGAAAUCAGCUAGUGUGGUCGCCCCCAAGUAGUUUUCAUUUAAAAUAAAGUUAAUUCCUUUUACUGAUUUAGAUGUUUACUUGAACAUGUGAGACCAACUUCUGUAUCAUCUUGUAUGGGUGGACCAGAUUUCAUUUUAAACGGGGUUGUGGCUUGAAACCAUAAGAACCCUCAGCAACACCACCAUCAGCUCUCCUAGCUGUGACCAUGUUGGUGAUCAUCAUAGGCAAGAAGGAAAAAAACUGGUCAUGUGUCAAGCCCUAUUACUUCAUAACUAAUUAUUAGAAGUGUUUAUCAGGGUCCUUCUAAAGCUAAAGUGAGAUAGAUGUUGUGGGUCAAAGUGAAGUUCGGGUUCAAAUGGUUUUCACCUACAUGUAAUUUGCUUCUCAAUUCUUACCCUUCUUUGUCUUCUGGUAUGAAAAAUAGGUAGGGCGUAGCUGCCAGUAUGCAAGUUCUUACCUGGAAAACAAAAUAGCUAUUAAAGGGACAUGCAUGACUCACAAUAAGGGAUUUUAGUAGUUCUCGUUUGAUGCAGUGCUUUUUAAUAAUCAUAAUUAAUGCACUCAGAACGGUUUUUCAAAUGCAUCGCAAUUAUUCAUGGAGAACAAAAACAGUGGAUCACAGGGUCAAGAAAAUAUGCAUGCCCCCCUUCUGAUGUAGUAUAUUAUUUAAGUUAAUUAUAAGCUUGAAUUGCUGCUCAAGGUUAAAAUCAAAAGAAUUCUUUUGAGUGCAGGUUAAGCGGUUAAAGAUUGAAUUGAGUGAUAACUUAGAAUAAAGGUUGAGGUGUGUUUUAGUCAUUUAAUUCUGCUACGGGGAGCAAGGGACAGCGCAGUGGUGAGAGCACUUGCCUUCCACCAAUAGGACCCAGGUUCAAAUCCCGGCAUUAACAUUGUUGCUUCUCUCCUUUGCUCUGAGAGGUUUUUCUUUAGGUACUCCGCUUUUCCCCUCUACUCAAAAACCAACUUUUCCAAAAUUAUUCCAAUUCAACCAGGAAUCAGGUAGACAAAGAGCCACUUUGUGGAUGUGCUAGCUCCAAAUCAUUAUCUAUUUAUUUAAUUGACUAAGGGCCGGAGCUCAGAGGCUUUUAACAUGCUACGUAGCAAUUGUUAAAAGCCUCUGAGUACUUUAUCCCUGAUGGUCGGGGAUUAAGCAAUGUUUUUAUGAGCAGGUAAAUGUUAUAUUCCUCAAUAUGGCCCAGGGGUCAAGGUGCUUAGGAUUCAUUUCAUUUUGACAGAUGCACAAAUUUAUGUAACAUACGUCCUGAACUGAAUGUUUAUUCUUUUUUCCUCAUUAUUCAGUUUAUCCAGCUGAACCUGAUGAGGAAGAUAGGGGAGAUAUUGAAUGCUCCACAUCUGAGGAUGAUGAUGAUGAUGGGGAACAGAUGCAAGUUGAAGAUGAAGCGGCUUCAGCUUCUGCCACAGUUGCCAGCAGACCGGCAGCCACUUCAUCUUGUGCAACUGAAAGGCCUUCCAUGUUACAAGGUAUUUCCUGAUAAUUGAAUUUUUUAAGUUUUAAUUUUACACCUUGGUGUAUUAAGGAAUUUCUUUAAGCAGCCUUCAAAGGUGACGUUUCAAUGAAAUCUGAUAGGUGCAUGACUACAUUUCCUAUCAGAGAGCUUAAGGUUUUAAUGCCAGGCUGUGAGAGAAUGGUUUCUUCUCCAGUGUCUUCCAUAAGCAUGCUUUCCCAGAAAAGAAAGAAAACAAGCUAGACUCGCCGAAAGGCCAAUUAACUGGGCUGCGGUGGCGGUUAUUUCUGAGGGGAAGCACAGACUACAACAAAACCUUGUCGCCGGACAUUGCGUGACAUAGAAUCCUAGGAAAUCUGUGACCGUAAAUCUGCUAUUUUAUUUUAAAAAAGCAAAUCUGUAGAUAACCAUAUCGAGAGUGAUUAUUUGUCGGAAACCCUUACGCGACAACCGAGACUAUACAGAAUUAUAUAUUGUACCGCAUGAAAACGAUAAGUUAACCAGAACAGACAGCGGACAGCCUUUAAGAGAAAACAACCCACAAUAAUACCCAUCAAGAUACUCGGGAUAGAGAUGAUCAGUAGAUGAUAAUCUAUUGUUCAUGGUCGACACGAAACAUUCUGAAGAAAAAGCAUUGUGCCACAAGAUAAAAAGAUUUUGAUUUUUUUGAAUUCAGUAUUUAAACAUAGUUAAUUAUCCUCUCCCCUUAAACCCUCGCCCACGCUUGAAAUAGCCAGCUAGUUCACCUUCUACUAUUUCGGAUACUUAACCAUGUUCCAUUUUAAUUAUUCAUUUCAUUAUCCCUGAAACGCCCCACAUGGGGUAACCUCCCACGCAGACGUUCUUGGGCUUCGUCACUUAUGCCCUUGUUUACCCUCCUACGCAGACGUUCCUUUGGCUCGUCACAUGUGACGAAGCCCUAAGAACGUCUGCGUUGAAGGCUACCCCAUGUAGGGCUUUUCAGGGAUAAUGAAAUGAAUACUUCAAAUGGAACAUGGUUAAGUAUCCGAAAAAGUAGAAGGUGAACCAGCUGGCUAUUUCAAGCGUGACCGAGGAUUUGAGAAUCGGACUACCUACCGAGCUAGUGCAAAUCUAGCAAGUGGUCAGGAUGGGACAAGAGCACUAACCCUGCGCUGGGUGACGCUGUCUCUUACUAAUGCCUCCUAUGUAAUCACUGGAUCAUUAUACGUUUCUGGGAAACUGCCCACCUACCCCCCCCCCAGCCAACAUUUGUCCCUAAGUGAGAAGUAAGUGUUAAUGUUGGCAAAGAAGAGGUUAGGUGGGCAGUUUCCCAGAGAAACGUAUGAUGAUCCAUGAUUUCUUUGCAGUAAAACAAGGUACACCCUCCAAUGAAGAACUAGAGAUGUUGUCAGUGGAUAUUGCUCAGGGUUGGAAGGCACUUGGGCGACGGCUAGAAAUCGAUGACGCACGCUUGACGGGUUUUCACAAAGAGAAUGAAGAGUACAGUGAAAAGCCAUAUAAAAUGCUGUUGUACUGGAAGAACAAAAAAGGUACUGAUGCAACCUACAAAAUAUUGUAUGACGCUUUGUGCCAUGAACUUGUUAACAGAAAAGACUUGGCGGAGAAACUUUGUUGUGAGUCAACUUUGAAUUAAUAUUUUGUGUAGAGUUACAGACUGGGUUUAGUAAAAAGUAGGGCUAUACAGAGUAGGUAUUACAUGUAGUAAUAAUCGAAAAUGAGUAGUUUUUACCAGUGGGAUAUUUUUAUAUAAGUAUAUAUGAGUAUUUAACCCCAUCGGUUACUGAAAUAAGCACAUUUUGAAGUUAUGAGUAGAUGUUAGCAUCAUGGAAGGCAUAGUCGCAAGAUUAGAAUGUUGGCCUGUUAUCUUAGCUUUCCCUGCUCUUUAGCUAGUUUUCGUUUGUCUCUCAUUUCCGUAACUUUAUUUUCCGUACCAGUUUAGUGGUAGCUCGCUAAACUGGUUACCAGAGGCAUUUCCAGCUAGUUCCAACGCCUGCUAUACUCGCCGCUUUCACACCGGCUCUAGCAAAAUGUUACUACAGUAACAGCGAAACACUUGUAGUUUUAAAACAAGAACGUUAUAGAAAACUAGUUUAAAAUGAGCUACUUUUAAUGUGCGUAUGUAAUUUGUUAUUAUUAGGUCUUCACUUGCUUUUUGCAACUAGUUUAACUAACUUUAAAAUAUAUUUAUAGCUAAAGUUUUAAAAUAGCAAACUAUAAUUUUAAACGCAGAAGUAUUUCAAAAUACCGGUUCGUUGAGAGAUCGUACAGGUCAGUUAACAAGUUAGUGUGCUUCACUUAAGUUAGAAAGGAAAUGGAAUAAUUAUCGUCAUCAUUAUGAUAGUGUCAUUUUCUUAGUUUUACAAGAAUCCAUGGUCGUGCAAGUCCUCUAUAAAUUCAUUUCUUCUUUAAACAUAGCCAAACUUUGUUCUUUACUAGGUGUUGGCAGUUUCAACAGCUGUCAGUUAUCUUUCUUUGAUACACUGUCAUCAUCAGCAAAAACAAAUUUUGGCUUCCUUUUUCAAGAAUUAAUGUAUUGAUUUGUUACCAUUUCGAGCCUGAUUCAAGACUAUACCAACAAUGAUUUUACUGUAAAAAUAGUUGAACUAGUCUUGAACCUUUUUUAUCAAAUGGCAUAUAUUACCAUCUUGUUAUGUAAACGACAGGCCGUGAAUAGUUCGUGCCUCAUGAUUGUCAGUUUGUUGUUCUGCACAGUCAAUCAACACCACUGCCUAAAGAAGAUCAGCAAUAACAGAUGCUCAAGUCAAUAACAACAUAAUUUUAGUUAGACAAACGGUGAACAAGCCUGUUGUACAUUUCACAUUUUUAAAUUAAGGUGGUCUCAUUAUCUUAAUAAAUACAAAUUAAAAUUUGUAUUUAUUAGUGACAGAUAUCAUCCAGGUUCUUAUUAUAUCUUUUAACGAGUAGUCUAAUAUUUUUUCACCAUGUAUUUGAUAUUUUUGUAAGUAAAUUUUAAUAUUUAUAGUGGUUUAGUGAAAACUGAAAUUGCUAGUCUAACUAGUUCGGUACCAUUUUGUUGAUAUUUUUAAGCAACAAACGUUUCCAUUUAAGAGAGGUAGUUAAGAAUCCAUUAUAUUAUAAAUACGAUAGGCUACAGUCGGUUAAAAUUUAGCUCGCCCCAUGCAAGGGAAUCCGGGAAAUUUUUGCUUGUAGAAUCUGAAAUCAUGAGCUUUGGAAUCCGGAAUACAGCUCAAGGAAUCCGGAAUCCAAGUUCUACAGCCCAACGGGGGAAGACUGGAAUCUGUCUUGGAUCCCCUUACAUGGGGCGAUUUAGCGCACUGAGACUUCUCAUCGUUUCCU
Porites lobata is the source of this 12899-nucleotide messenger RNA. The record is from the annotation of a GenBank genome assembly. Lineage: Eukaryota; Metazoa; Cnidaria; Anthozoa; Scleractinia; Poritidae.